CCGCCCGCUCGCUCGGCGCUGCGGGGGCCGGUGCGGGAGCCUCCGCCGAGAGAGCUGGGGGAGCCUCCGCCACCGCCGAAGCCGCCUGGGUGAGCUCGGAGUGCCCCGGGCGCUCGGCGGGGAGCCGAGGCCAGGCAUGGGCCUCAUCUUCGCCAAGCUGUGGAGCCUCUUCGGUAGCCAAGAACAUGGUGGACUGGGAAGAUAUUCAUGAAUACAACCUAAACUGAGUUUGAAUACCAGCCAGUGAAAGGGAGAAACUUUGGUUAGUCUAGCACAAAGUAAUCAUAGUGGGACUUGAUAAUGCUGGAAAGACUACUAUUCUUUACCAGUUCUUAAUGAAUGAAGUGGUUCAUACUUCUCCAACCAUAGGAAGCAAUGUAGAAGAAAUAGUGGUGAAAAACACUCAUUUCUUGAUGUGGGAUAUUGGAGGACAAGAAUCAUUACGGUCAUCGUGGAAUACCUAUUAUUCAAACACAGAGUUCAUCAUUCUGGUUGUUGACAGCAUUGAUAGAGAGCGACUUUCUAUUACAAAAGAAGAACUUUAUAGAAUGCUGGCUCAUGAGGAUUUACGGAAGGCUGCAGUUCUCAUCUUUGCGAACAAGCAGGACAUGAAAGGCUGCAUGACGGCUGCCGAGAUAUCUGCAUACCUCACCCUCAGCUCCAUAAAGGAUCACCCAUGGCACAUUCAGUCCUGCUGUGCUUUGACAGGAGAAGGAUUAUGCCAAGGCCUGGAGUGGAUGACCUCCCGUAUUGGAGUGGCAAAGAGGUUCAGUAUCCCCAAAGCAGGGAUUCUUUCCAGCUCUUUAAACACACUGCACUCAGUAAGGUGAAGAGGACUUGGGCACAGCUGCUCAAAAUAUUUGUCAGCAAAAUAAAAUUGAGUUGUUCUAUGA
Catharus ustulatus (Swainson's thrush) is the source of this 893-nucleotide messenger RNA. It is a transcript of the gene ARL5B, whose product is annotated as ADP ribosylation factor like GTPase 5B. The record is from RefSeq and is a predicted model, not a curated record. Bases 336 to 830 code for a protein of 164 amino acids. Gene Ontology annotation, biological process: intracellular protein transport; vesicle-mediated transport; protein localization to Golgi membrane. The transcript has 8 exons. Lineage: Eukaryota; Metazoa; Chordata; Aves; Passeriformes; Turdidae. Gene Ontology annotation, cellular component: cytoplasm; trans-Golgi network. Gene Ontology annotation, molecular function: GTPase activity; GTP binding.